Diceros bicornis minor is the source of this 663-nucleotide messenger RNA. It is a transcript of the gene C27H21orf58, whose product is annotated as chromosome 27 C21orf58 homolog. The record is from RefSeq and is a predicted model, not a curated record. NCBI's taxonomy places the organism in Eukaryota, Metazoa, Chordata, Mammalia, Perissodactyla, Rhinocerotidae.
AUGACACCAGGGCUGGGGCUGCUCCUUGUAGCUGAGCGGGUCUUUCCUGCAUCACUGAGAACCAGGGAGGGAGGUGGGCUUGGGCAUCCCCUCUCCUGUGGUCCUGGGAUGCUGGACUCCUCACUGGCAGAUCAGAUGACUCGACUGACGCUGAAACUCUUGGAGAAGAAACUGGAGCAAGAGCGUGAGAACAUGGAGGGGGAGUCUGAGGACCCUCGCCUCAUGCCAGGAGACGAGGACAGGCCGGCCGCAGCCCUGCAGAGUGCUCUGCUGAGGAGGAAGGACCUUCUGCAGAGACUCUGGGAACAUCACCUCCUGGAAGAGCUCUCCCACGCCCACACCUGGAGGGGGGUGAACAGAGGAGCCCACGGGUCAGGGCUGCCCCCAGAAGUGCCCCCCAUGGGAAUCUACCCGGUAGCCUCCCCACCCCCACCGGCCCUGGAGUCGCCACGGAUCAUCCAACACUCCGUCCCCCAGCCUCCUGCCACCAUCAUUCAGCAGCUGCCUCAGCAGCCACUCAUAGCACAGAUUCCCCCUCCCCAGGCCUUCCCCACUCAAAGGUCAGGAAGUAUUAAGGAAGACAUGGUGGAGCUGAUGCUGAUGCAGAAUGCACAGAUGCACCAGAUCAUCAUGCAAAACCUGAUGCUCAAAGCCCUGCCCCCC